AUGGAGGCUGUUGCCACUGAAGAAGGCUGGCUUACGACUCCAGACAACGCUAAGUUAUACACAAAACACUGGCGAUCCAACACUGCGCAACCUAGAGCACGAUUAGUCUUCAUCCAUGGCUUCUCGGACCAUUGCAACUUCUAUGGUAUCCUGUUCCCUUCACUAGCUUGCCAAGGCGUCAUAGUGCACUCUUUUGAUCAGCGUGGAUGGGGACGCAGCGUCCACGACCCUGCGCAGAAGGGUCGCUCAGGCCCGACCAAGCAGGUUCUCGAAGACAUUACUACGUUUAUCAACAGUCUGCCCACGGCUGACGCUAGCGUGCCGUUGUUCCUUAUGGGACACAGCAUGGGCGGUGCUGAAGUGCUGCACUAUGCUGCUGCAGGACCGAGGGAUAUAGUCAGCAGCAUUCGAGGCUUCUUGGUUGAGAGUCCCUUUAUUGCAUUGUCCCCUGCUGCCAGACCCUGGACAGGUACCGUAGUUCUUGGACGUAUGGCCGCCCGAGUCCUCCCGCACCAGCAGAUGGUGCAGAAGCUUGAUGCCAAGAAGACAUGCCGUGACCCGGAUGUGUGCAAGCAGUUCGAUAACGACCCCUUGUGUCACGAUACUGGCACUCUGGAAGGCCUAGCGGGUAUGCUUGAUCGUGCUCUUGCGUUGGAAGAAGGGAACGUCACGCUUACGGAAGGUUUGGGGGAUGGUGGCAAGACGAGACUCUGGCUCGGUCACGGAAGCGGCGAUGCAAUCUGCGACUUUAACGCAUCUCGAAAGUGGUUCGAGAGCGUGGCGAUCGAAGACAAGGAGAUGCGGGUCUAUGAAGGAUGGUACCAUAAGCUGCAUGCGGAGCCAGGCGAAGACAAGGUCAGGUUCGCAAACGACGUUGCCAAAUGGAUUCUGGAUCACAGUGAGCCAUCCAGAGGGGCCGACGGAGCUGACCAGAGGGCGAAGUUGUAG
Baudoinia panamericana UAMH 10762 is the source of this 948-nucleotide messenger RNA. RefSeq lists its product as uncharacterized. NCBI's taxonomy places the organism in Eukaryota, Fungi, Ascomycota, Dothideomycetes, Mycosphaerellales, Teratosphaeriaceae. The coding region runs from base 1 to 948 and encodes 315 amino acids. Gene Ontology annotation, molecular function: lipase activity. Gene Ontology annotation, cellular component: membrane. The record is from RefSeq and is a predicted model, not a curated record. The transcript has a single exon.